AGCAGUGGGAGUUGAAGUCAUUGUCAAGUGCUUGCGAUCUUUUACAAGAAAAUCUCACUGAAUGAUAGUCAUUUAAAUUGGUGAAGUAGCAAGACCAAUUAUUAAAGGUGACAGUACACAGGAAACAUUACAAUUGAACAAUGACUCAGCUAUACAUUUACAUCAGAUUAUUGGGAGCCUAUUUGUUCAUCAUUUCUUGUGUUCAAGGACAGAAUCUGGAUAGUAUGCUCCACGGCACUGGGAUGAAAUCAGACUCCGACCAGAAAAAGUCAGAAAAUGGAGUAACCUUAGCACCAGAGGAUACCUUGCCUUUUUUAAAGUGCUAUUGCUCAGGGCACUGCCCAGAUGAUGCUAUUAAUAACACAUGCAUAACUAAUGGACGUUGCUUUGCCAUCAUAGAAGAAGAUGACCAGGGAGAAACCACAUUAGCUUCAGGGUAUAUGAAAUAUGAAGGAUCUGAUUUUCAGUGCAAAGAUUCUCCAAAAGCCCAGCUACGCCGGACAAUAGAAUGUUGUCGGACCAAUUUAUGUAACAAGUAUUUGCAACCCACACUGCCCCCUGUUGUCAUAGGUCCGUUUUUUGAUGGCAGCAUUCGAUGGCUGGUUUUGCUCAUUUCUAUGGCUGUCUGCAUAAUUGCUAUGAUCAUCUUCUCCAGCUGCUUUUGUUACAAACAUUAUUGCAAGAGCAUCUCAAGCAGACGUCGUUACAAUCGUGAUUUGGAACAGGAUGAAGCAUUUAUUCCAGUUGGAGAAUCACUAAAAGACCUUAUUGACCAGUCACAAAGUUCUGGUAGUGGGUCUGGACUACCUUUAUUGGUUCAGCGAACUAUUGCCAAACAGAUUCAGAUGGUCCGGCAAGUUGGUAAAGGCCGAUAUGGAGAAGUAUGGAUGGGCAAAUGGCAUGGCGAAAGAGUGGCGGUGAAAGUAUUCUUUACCACUGAAGAAGCCAGCUGGUUUCGAGAAACAGAAAUCUACCAAACUGUGCUAAUGCGCCAUGAAAACAUACUUGGUUUCAUAGCGGCAGAUAUUAAAGGUACAGGUUCCUUGACUCAGCUCUAUUUGAUUACUGAUUACCAUGAAAAUGGAUCUCUCUAUGACUUCCUGAAAUGUGCUACACUGGACACCAGAGCCCUGCUUAAAUUGGCUUAUUCAGCUGCCUGUGGUCUGUGCCACCUGCACACAGAAAUUUAUGGCACCCAAGGAAAGCCCGCAAUUGCUCAUCGAGACCUAAAGAGCAAAAACAUCCUCAUCAAGAAAAAUGGGAGUUGCUGCAUUGCUGACCUGGGCCUUGCUGUUAAAUUCAACAGUGACACAAAUGAAGUUGAUGUGCCCUUGAAUACCAGGGUGGGCACCAAACGCUACAUGGCUCCAGAAGUGCUGGACGAAAGCCUGAACAAAAACCACUUCCAGCCCUACAUCAUGGCUGGUAUCUACAGCUUCGGCCUAAUCAUUUGGGAGAUGGCUCGUCGUUGUAUCACAGGAGGGAUCGUGGAAGAGUACCAAUUGCCAUAUUAUAACAUGGUACCGAGUGAUCCGUCAUACGAAGAUAUGCAUGAGGUUGUGUGUGUCAAACGUUUGCGGCCAAUUGUGUCUAAUCGGUGGAACAGUGAUGAAUGUCUACGAGCAGUUUUGAAGCUAAUGUCAGAAUGCUGGGCCCACAAUCCAGCCUCCAGACUCACAGCAUUGAGAAUUAAGAAGACGCUUGCCAAGAUGGUUGAAUCCCAAGAUGUAAAAAUCUGACGGUUAAACCAUCGGAGGAGAAACUCUAGACUGCAAGAACUGUUUUUACCCAUGGCAUGGGUGGAAUUAGAGUGGAAUGAGGACGUUAAC
Molecule: messenger RNA, 1829 nt
Organism: Pan troglodytes (chimpanzee)
Lineage: Eukaryota; Metazoa; Chordata; Mammalia; Primates; Hominidae
Product: bone morphogenetic protein receptor type-1A-like
Exons: 1
Coding region: 141-1739 (532 amino acids)
Biological process (GO): cellular response to growth factor stimulus; protein phosphorylation; cell surface receptor protein serine/threonine kinase signaling pathway
Cellular component (GO): plasma membrane; signaling receptor complex
Molecular function (GO): transmembrane receptor protein serine/threonine kinase activity; ATP binding
Source: RefSeq, a predicted model, not a curated record